GUUUCAGGUUAGUAAGCCUUUUAAUGUUACUUCUACACAAUUGUGAGACAGAUUUGUCUUGUUUACUGAUCACUUUGUAAAUUCACAGGAAGACAGAAGGUAGCAAAGAUAUUUCUAUGGCGUGGUUUCAUAGUGCAAUUCAAGGCUCGAACGAGCACAUCGAUUCUGCAAACGGUUCAGGUCGCUUUUGCACUGCCUACAACCGACUCCAGGGACUAACAGAAGUAACUGUACCCGCGAUCACACCCCAUGAAUGGUCCGAUUGCGCCUCAUCCAGCUCCACAGACUUUCCAUCUGCUCCCCAUCACACACCAGGACCCCCCAGUCUAGAGAACCUAUCGUGCAGUCCUUCUACUGGAUCUCAGGAUAAAGAAUCGCUGCCCAUUUCCUACGUGACCUUUCAGGAGCAGCGGUGUGUUCUAAGCUGGUUUCGGGGUUGGAAUGCCACUCAAAGGGAGCGUUUCAUGCAGGACCUACUGGGAAAGGCUGUACCUGGGAAGGUGUGCACCUUGUUAGACUCACUGAGUACUCUUCAGGUGAAGGACAAACUUCCAAAUAUUUUUGAAUGCCAGCUGAGACUUUGGAGUCAGUGGUUUGAGUCUUGGGAAGAAGAAGAAAGGAAUCAUUUUUUACAUCUUUUAGAAGAAAAGGACCCAGUUUUUGUUGCACACUUUUACAAAUGUGUUGCAGGAACAGCUGGAAAAGACUAAUGCCAUAUGUAUUUGGAGUCUUUUGUACAGUAGAAUAAUAAACAAGUUACAUGAUUGCAA
Periophthalmus magnuspinnatus is the source of this 770-nucleotide messenger RNA. RefSeq names its product chromosome 17 C14orf119 homolog (gene c17h14orf119). The coding region runs from base 117 to 710 and encodes 197 amino acids. NCBI's taxonomy places the organism in Eukaryota, Metazoa, Chordata, Actinopteri, Gobiiformes, Gobiidae. The transcript is spliced from 2 exons. The record is from RefSeq and is a predicted model, not a curated record.